This is a messenger RNA of Trematomus bernacchii (emerald rockcod), 4591 nucleotides long. RefSeq names its product mothers against decapentaplegic homolog 4-like. Gene Ontology annotation, molecular function: I-SMAD binding; DNA-binding transcription factor activity, RNA polymerase II-specific; RNA polymerase II cis-regulatory region sequence-specific DNA binding. NCBI's taxonomy places the organism in Eukaryota, Metazoa, Chordata, Actinopteri, Perciformes, Nototheniidae. Gene Ontology annotation, cellular component: heteromeric SMAD protein complex. The record is from RefSeq and is a predicted model, not a curated record. Gene Ontology annotation, biological process: cell differentiation; transforming growth factor beta receptor signaling pathway; regulation of transcription by RNA polymerase II. Bases 408 to 1940 code for a protein of 510 amino acids. The transcript is spliced from 10 exons.
AGUGCGUGAAGUGGGUCGGGACCAUAGGUCGGGACUUGACACAAAAUCUGAGAUUUGACUUGAUCCGCGCUCCAGUUUUAAGGAUGUAAAGCUACAGGUUGCGGACAAGGACUUACUUAAGCAUGUUUUUGUAAACAGCUUGCAGAAUUGAUGAAGAUAAUCCAGGAAUUUUACAGGAUCUGCACACCCUACUGCUCGCCCCGUCGGUAACUUGGGACAGAGGCUGCUACACCAGCUAAGCUAAGAUUUUGUCCCCUUCCUUCCUGAUGCUGGGGGUCUUGUGAGGACACACAUCUUCCUCAACUACAGCUGAAUUGCUGUGAAGAUAGUCUCUGCUGAGGCUUCCUGAUUGAGUGAACCACAUAUAGAUAUAUUCUCAGAAAGUGCAGUGAGAGAGAGAAGUCAAGAUGUCUAUCACCAACACACCUACCAGCAAUGAUGCCUGCCUGAGCAUUGUGCACAGCCUGAUGUGUCACAGACAGGGUGGUGAGAGCGAGACGUUUGCCAAGCGGGCCAUUGAGAGCCUGGUGAAGAAACUGAAGGAGAAAAAGGAUGAGCUUGACUCCCUCAUCACUGCUAUCACCACCAACGGGGCCCAUCCCAGCAAGUGUGUGACCAUUCAGAGGACUCUCGAUGGACGACUGCAGGUGGCGGGACGUAAAGGGUUCCCUCAUGUAAUCUACGCACGGCUGUGGCGGUGGCCUGACCUGCAUAAGAAUGAACUGAAGCACGUCAAAUACUGCCAGUUUGCCUUUGACCUUAAGUGUGACAACGUGUGUGUCAACCCCUAUCACUAUGAGCGAGUGGUGUCUCCUGGCAUAGACCUAUCAGGACUGACUCUGACCAGUUCUGGCCCCAGCUCCGCUUUGAUGGUGAAAGACGAGUACGACUUUGAUGGUCCACAGAGUCUGCCCUCGAUCGACGGAGGGCACUCCAUCCAGACCAUCCAGCACCCCCCCUCCACCAGCUGCCCGGCCCCCUCUGAGCCCUUUGCCACUCCAAACCUUCUCCCCCCUGCUGAGGCCUCCACCUCCGCCUCUUCGUCAGCUUUUCCUGCCAUUUCUGCUGGAUCAGGAGGUGCCAGCGCCAACUGGUCGAGGAACAGCAACUUCAACCCCAACACACCCCAACACACAAACGGCCAUCUACAGCACCACCCUCCCAUGCCACAUCCGACACACUACUGGCCGGUGCAUAAUGAGCUCGCCUUUCAGCCUCCUAUAUCCAACCAUCCAGCUCCUGACUACUGGUGCUCCAUUGCCUAUUUUGAGAUGGACGUUCAGGUCGGGGAGACGUUUAAGGUCCCCUCUUCUUGCCCCAUCGUGACAGUGGACGGCUAUGUGGACCCCUCAGGAGGAGACCGCUUCUGCUUGGGUCAGCUCAGCAAUGUUCAUCGCACUGAGGCCAUUGAGAGAGCAAGGCUUCACAUUGGCAAAGGGGUUCAGCUGGAGUGUAAGGGGGAGGGGGAUGUGUGGGUGCGAUGCCUCAGUGACCACGCAGUGUUUGUUCAGAGUUACUACCUGGACAGAGAGGCCGGCCGAGCCCCUGGAGACGCUGUGCACAAAAUAUACCCCAGCGCUUACAUCAAGGUGUUCGACCUCCGUCAGUGCCACAGACAGAUGCAGCAGCAGGCCGCCACGGCUCAGGCCGCCGCUGCAGCUCAGGCAGCCGCUGUGGCUGGAAAUAUACCUGGCCCUGGAUCAGUUGGAGGAAUUGCUCCAGCUAUUAGUCUCUCGGCAGCAGCUGGUAUCGGGGUAGAUGACCUGCGGAGGCUGUGUAUUCUCAGGAUGAGUUUUGUUAAGGGCUGGGGUCCCGACUACCCCCGGCAGAGCAUCAAGGAGACCCCCUGCUGGAUUGAGAUCCACCUGCACAGAGCCCUCCAGUUACUGGACGAGGUUCUGCACACUAUGCCUAUAGCAGACCCUCAACCUCUGGACUGAGAUGCGCCCCCCCCCCCCGCAGCAUCACACUGCAGCAUACAGCGGCUACGGAGAGUCGUCCUCAGUGAACCGUGUGGAGAAUCCAGUGAAACAGCGGUGACACUGUAGCUGUCCCACAUGAAAAAAAAAACAUUCAGGUGUUUUUGAGGUACCUUUGUGCACUGUGGCCCCUACUUUUGCUUUUUUUCAGCAUUAGUGACACUACAAUUAGCUAAAGCCAUAUAUUAAAUAAAGAUAUGUUGCUCUUUAUUUUUGAUAUAUGGCUUUGAUUUGUUAUGACUGGAAAGAUGAGUAGACAGUUACAAAGCAACACAUCAUGAUGAUAGAUGACCUGAAGAUCCCAUGAAACUGGAAUGUACAGCGACUACUCAGUCCACAACUACUGACAGACAUCAGACUCACUGAACAAUGGAAGAACGCCUGAGGGCUGUACAGCUGCGGGAUGAGUGUCUGAGCACCAGGAGAGUGCUGCUGGUUUCUAUUGUGUCAGACUGCUUCACACCUGGCAUGACAAGCAAGUCUGGUCCACGAACAGCCAUCCACGAACAUCACACAGAAUGAAAGGACAAGCGCCAUGCCUCAAGCCGACUCUCACUCUGAACUGAAACGAGGUCAAGUCUAGGGGCUUCUCUGUGAUUGGUUAUGGGUUUUAUGGAGGUCCAAUGACAAAUCUCUUCUCAAUUAAACAAGAUCCCCACUUUCACAAGACAAUAUUGUCCUUCAGUGGCGUCAUGACAUGCAAAGUUAAAUGGCAAUAUAUCUGUUUUGACCAACUAUCUGUGAAAAUAUUAUUUCUCCACUCACUCAAAUAUUGUGAUGACAGGAGGCUCAUCAAUCAUUUGUCGUUGGUAAAUCUCCACCCUGGUCUCCUCUCACUUGUUUCAUGUAUGGUUACUGUUUUGUUAAGUGCCCUGUUAUGCUGCCACGAAGGGUGAGUCUCAUGCAUCUUCUUUUCUCAAUUUCUCUCAGAGCAGAACAGAGCUUGCUUUUGUUCAGUAAAAGUGGGGAAGAGGCAUACAGCUGGUCUUAGAUGUAUGAAGUUUAAUCAUGGUAAAAGCAACAAAGUGUAUCAAUGUUUGGGCAAACCAAAGUAUUCAUUUGGAAGAAGCAGUCUUGUGUGAUCAUGAGAGAGAAGUCCAGUGGACAUUAAUUUGGAAAUUAAAUGAAUUUGAAAGGGGAUUAUGUUUCUUUUCUUUUCAAUUGUGUAUCUCUUUAUCUCCAACCGUACCCGACACACUCUCCACACAGUUGAGAAAUAUUGAACUGAAAUAUUUUAUGACUUGCAGCCCGCCUACUUGAUCAAGGUCUCUUGUGUAUAGUUUACUGACACAAAUACAAAAACCUAAGACAGUUUCACAGCAAUAUUGACUCUUUUUUUUUGGGUUCUAUUUUUGUUACUUUAUUAACUGAUAUGUAUUGUAAUUUUAGCACUUUAAUUUUUUCAAGGUUUUAAUUCAAUAACCCUAAUUUGAGUUGGUUGUCCUGCAAUGUGGAAAAGGGAGUGAAUAGAGUGGUUUAUAUUUGAUGUAGGAUUGUGAAAAGACGCAUCUUUGUGUACAUUAGUAUUAAAAACAUGCAACACUAAGUCACAUUUUUUAAAGACUGUUUUUGCCCUUUCACUCUUACACACAUUUGUAGUUUGGAGUUGCAUUUAAUUUUUUGGAUUUGCAGUUUUCUUUCAUUUUUAAUCCAUGUAAAUAUAUUUGUUUUUGAAAAGUAUGUCAAUGUCUGCAUGGUUUUAAUGGCAAAUAGACCCUUUUAUAUCUAACCCUUUUUAAAUGGAGUACUUCACUUGCCCUGCAUUAAACAGGGAAACUGGACUCUGUGGAGUGUAGACAACUGGAGUGCUGCUGGUCUAUGACAAAAGCAUUUAAGGCAAACCGAGGGAAGCUACAUAGUCAUAACUAAAAAUCUAAAUGUAAGAACAUAAACUCAAAUUGCUGGAACCUAAACUCCUAAAGAACUCAGAGGCAUAGUUUGUUUAAAUACAAUAAUUCCAUCUAAAAUUAGUAGACACAUUUUUCUCACAGGUGUAGAAAUAGGUGAAGCUAAAUUGACACACAUAAAUAGAUAUGAAGUAAAGUCCCAUCUCAUCUGCCCGUGCAUCUUUUGUUUUCUUUCACAGCAAAUCGCCAUACAGUAAAUCCUGUCUGAACAUAUGUAUCUGACAAGACAUUUAAAAAAUGUAUUUGUGUAUUUUUCCCUUUGAACAAUGCUGUCUUUGUGGGUUACAGAUAACAUGGAAAAAGACACACUGCAUACUCAGCCGUGGUUUCUUUCCUUUUACCCAUCUUUGAUAAUUCACUAUCAUUUGAAAAGCAUUGUUUAAAAAAAGUAUUUUUCCAACCGCACGAAUAAGAGUCAGGUUUUUGGGUUUAUUACCAUAAUUAUGCAACUGAUUAUUCAGGAAACAGGAUAUUUUAAGAUUAUGUUACUGAAAGAAGUGAUGCUGAAUUAUGUCUGGAGAAAUAAUGUUAUGUUUGGUCGUGCUUUAAGGUGGACAGAUGUUUUUAUAUUACUUGCAGUUAUUAUAGGAGCCUAAAGAUAUGGCUCAAGGAGUUGUUGACUACUAUGACAGAUUGCAGAUAUACAUUUUACCUGUAUUUCUUAUGUGAGAGUCUUUAAUUAAACAUGGCCGGAUAUUCUCUAAA